Messenger RNA from Vigna unguiculata (cowpea), 807 nucleotides. Lineage: Eukaryota; Viridiplantae; Streptophyta; Magnoliopsida; Fabales; Fabaceae. The record is from RefSeq and is a predicted model, not a curated record.
AUGGAGAAGAUGAAGCGCGAGGUGGAAGGCCAGCGCCCACUGCAGUCACAGCCGCCCCAGAGGAUUGGUGGACCAUCUGGGUCCAGGCCCAGACAUGAGGAGAGGAGGAGGCCAUAUGAUAGACCGCACCAUCAGUCUCAGGGGGAGGGUUACCGCAGGUGCAACAACUGUGGCAAGGAAGGCCACUUUGGGAGAGAUUGCCCCAACCUUUCUAGGGCAGCGACACGCCCUCCAGUUCAGGCACCCCAGCAGCAUCAGGGGAGAGACAGAGGCAACAGGCCUCAGGCGACGGGCAGAGUGUACGCCAUGUCAGGGGCGGAGGCAUCAGGCUCAGGUAACUUGGUUAUGGGUAGUUGUAUGAUAGCUGGUUCUUCUUGCUGUGUGUUAUAUGAUUCUGGAGCGACACACUCUUUUGUGUCUUUUGCUUGUGUGGAACGUCUGGGUUUGCCAGUAAGCGAGCUACAGUGCGAGCUCGCGGUGUCUACUCCGGCGUCAGGAUUGGUCACGACGUCGUCUUUGUGUGCUCGGUGUCCAGUAGAGGUAGAGGGACGCAGGUACAAGGUGAAUCUAAUCUGCUUGCCUUUGCAAGACUUGGAAGUGAUCUUAGGGAUGGAUUGGCUCUCUGCUAGUCGCGUCCUUAUAGACUGCCGGGAGAAGAGGUUGUUGUUUCCCGAUUCAGAGGAUCUCGAGUUAGUGUCCCCCCAGGGGGCGGUGAGGGAGAUUCAGAGUGGCGCGCAGUGCUUCAUAAUCUUCGCUCGUAUGGAGGUGGGAGAGAGAGAGACCAUCAGUCAUACCUGUGGUACAUGA